GUUUACAGUCUCUCACACACAAACACACACAAAGCGACACCCGACACAACCUGUUCUUUAUUCUUCUUUUAACUAUUUUUAGCUGUCGCAAACCAAACCUUCUAAGUUCGAAACAUAGUCCAAACGAAACUAACGGUUGGAUCCUCAUUUUCCCGCCAAAUAUUUUACAAGUCUCAGAACAGAACAUUAUCCAAAUGCAUAAGCUCUUCCGAACCAGCCAUGGAAAUCUCUUCCCCACAUUCAGAAACCGCUUCAAAAACGCUCAAACUUGCACACCCAGCUCACUCCUUCUUCACACUGGUCCAAAAUCCAAGCUGGAUUUCAUUAUGAACGAAGUUGAAGAGCUCCAAUCUUCCAAACCCACAAACCAAAUAACCCAAUCAGCUACUGAACCUGAAGUUAUCUUCGAUCUGAGCGGACCCACCAAGGCUGAGAAAUCGACGGUUCAGAUAUCGCACCCGUGGCCCGAGUGGGUGGACUUGAUGGAAAGCUUGCUGAAGAGAGGUUACUUUGAAUGCAAUGGAAACCCAUUUCGAAACGGCGAAAUGGGUCCCAAGGGAUCCAACUAUAUCCGGACUGCGUGCCUUAAUUUCGCGCGAGAUCGAUUUGAUCUUAUAAGGUUCUUGUCAAGGAAAGAUAUCAAGGUCAUUGCAGAGUCCGGAUGUCCAAGCAUAGACAGGAAAGUUGUUAACUCAGGGAAGCGUCUGAGAGCACAUGUUGGCAUUGAUGAAGGAAAUGUUUGCAGCUUCUGCAAUUUAAGGGGAGACUGUGAGAGGGCGUAUGUGAAGGCACGUCAAGAUGAAGGUGGACGCACCGUGGAUGUUAUGCGUUUCUUGUUAACAUAUGGGCUUGAUCCGAUCACUGGUAUGGUGGAUAACAAGCCAUGUUUAAGCAAAUUGGUUAAAGCAUCAGUGAGAAGGCUGCUGAAAGAAAUGGUAGGGUAUAGCACAAAGGAACUUGACUCCAAUCUCCCAAAGGCCACACCGUUAAAAAGGGUUGCAUCAGCACAAGGCUGCUCCAGUCUGCCAGAAAAAGGCCACAUAAACGUGCCAAUGAAGCGGGGGGACUGGCUUUGUCCCAAAUGCGAUUUCCUUAAUUUUGCCAAAAAUAUUAAGUGCUUGCGCUGUGAUGGUUUAUUCCAAGAAAGACUAAGGCAACUACGUGAGGAUCAAGAUCAUCUUCCAUUAAAGAAGGGGGAUUGGAUAUGUGACAAGUGCAAUUUCUUAAAUUUUGCAAAGAAUACAAGAUGUUUGCAAUGCAAAGAGAAACCUCCAAAGCGGCAACUUAAUCCGGGGGAGUGGGAAUGUGACUCGUGUAACUAUAUCAACUUCAGAAAAAACAUGGUGUGCUUGAAAUGUGACUACAGACGUCCAAAAGCAUUGAAUACUUCAGACGCUUCUGCUCAACCUCCACAUGAUACAGGGGGUUACCAUAACAAGAGUGGCAUGAGUUUUGUCAAAGUUAAGACUGAGAUUAAUGGUCAACCAUCUGUUGGACAAAAUAGACAUCGAGAUAGAGGUUCAAAUAUGUGGAGCUUUGUGGAGGAUAAUAGUGAAGUUUAUGAUGGCUCAAGCUCAUGGAAUGAGGAUUCUGGAUUUGUAGAUUUCCCCAUUGCAGGGGGAAAGAGUGAUUUGUCUCAAAAUGCACAGAGGAGAGAAAAAUGGAAGUCGGAGAUGCUAGAGAGGAGCAAAAGCACCGUAAGGACAAGGCCAGAACUUGAUGAAUUUAGGUCUACAGGAUUUCCAAGAAUGUUGGAUUUUACUGAAUCUACAGAUGAUGAAGAGAUGGCCGAAUGGUUUGGGCAAGUGAAGACCGAAACAAAAGGGAAUAUUCCUGUACCUGAUUAAUUGCAAGAUUGGUUGAAGAUGAAAGAAUUGCCACCACAUCAAAAUCAUCGACUGAAACUUUCAUUCAAACCAGCCAAAUGAAGUUACACAGAAACAGAGCAUAGCAAAAGGAGGUACACGGCAACAACCUAGACCACAAACCUAGACUUCGUUUAACUUGUUCCUUCAAAUCUAGCCAUGUCUUCAAUCCAAUCAGGAAUGAUUGAAGUCCAGACAUGUUCCUCGGCAGAGUGACUUUAUUUAUUGGCUUGUAAACAAUGAGUUUUUAAUUAACAUUAAAUUUACCAUAAAGAGCUCAUACGCAUCCUUACACGGUAUUGACGUU
Messenger RNA from Quercus lobata, 2172 nucleotides. RefSeq lists its product as uncharacterized. The record is from RefSeq and is a predicted model, not a curated record. Gene Ontology annotation, molecular function: mRNA binding. Bases 195 to 1847 code for a protein of 550 amino acids. NCBI's taxonomy places the organism in Eukaryota, Viridiplantae, Streptophyta, Magnoliopsida, Fagales, Fagaceae. The transcript has 7 exons. Gene Ontology annotation, cellular component: cytoplasm.